AUGUCAGAGCGAAUCCAACAAUAUUUACAUAGGAGACAAUGUUACGGAGAUCGCUACAGUCCAUAUGGUGGUAUCCCAAAGAAUUUGUUUGCACAAAAUAUUUAUGCAGACAGAUAUACUUUAUCACGAAUGACUCUUGAUAAAAAGCUCGAAGGCCACAGUGGUUGCGUAAAUACUUUAUUUUGGUCCUCUCGUGGCGACAAGCUUGUAUCCGGCUCGGACGAUGCAAAGGCCAUUAUCUGGUUUCCUCAAGAAAACUACCGGAAGGCUUGCUCUAUUGAAACUGGACAUAGAGCCAACAUAUUUUCUGCAAAAUUUAUGCCCUCCACUUCGGAUAGCAUCCUAGUUACUGCAUCUGCAGACUCAGAAGUUCGAGUAUUUGACAUAAAUGAUGGAAAUAAUGGUGGUUUAAAAAGCACCCUACGACAUGUGUACUAUUGCCACAUCAACAGUGUGAAAUCAAUUGCAAUUGAAAACGGGAAUCCUCACGAAUUUUUAACCUGUGCCGAAGAUGGAACCGUGCGACACUUUGAUAUACGUCAACCUCAUAAAUGCACACCAACUGUAUCACACAGUUCAUUUGCUCCAUCACGAGAGACUCGGCAACAUCACCAAGCCUGUACAGGAAGAAAUAUUCGAGAAGGCUGUCCGGCACCUCUUCUGGACUAUGGACAACAUUUCCGAUUAAAUUCUCUUGCACUUAACCAAAUUAAU
This is a messenger RNA of Phycomyces blakesleeanus NRRL 1555(-), 714 nucleotides long. RefSeq lists its product as hypothetical. The transcript has 5 exons. The record is from RefSeq and is a predicted model, not a curated record. Gene Ontology annotation, biological process: negative regulation of fatty acid biosynthetic process. The annotation marks the transcript as partial. NCBI's taxonomy places the organism in Eukaryota, Fungi, Mucoromycota, Mucoromycetes, Mucorales, Phycomycetaceae. Gene Ontology annotation, molecular function: protein binding. Gene Ontology annotation, cellular component: Cul4-RING E3 ubiquitin ligase complex; cytoplasm.